AUGCGCGAGGUGAAUGAGCAGGACGUGCCUGCGUGGUUGCGCGAGUCUGGGAUCCUUGGGGACCAGCUUGCGGGCGAGGCGCGUGAGUAUGCGACGCAGUGUGCGGCGCGCCGACUUGUACGCGCGUACAUUGCGCCGCUUGCGCACAUCGCCGAUGCCAAGGCGCUCAAAGCGCACUUGAGCCCAGCAAACACGUUCUCGUACCUCGAUGUGGUACAUAUCCUGUGCACUGCGCUUGUAGCGGCACCGCGCGCACUUGAUACCCUGCCGGCGCCUGUGCCGCACGGGCGUGCGGGCGUUUGCUACACCACCCUGGACCUGUACUUGAUCCCCCGCGUGAUCGCCGCACUUGCCGUGCUGCAGGCGCACGUCAGCACAGCCAACUCGCUUGUGCCGGAUGCACAGCGCUAUUCCGAGUCGCUCACCCACACUGCUGCCGACGCAGUCGGCGCGACAAUGCAAUUGCUCGGCACCGCACUGCACCUUUUGCUCGAGUCGCCGCACCAAUCGCGCCACGCGAGGUUUUUGCUCUACGAUGCACUGCGCUCCGCGUCGCGGGUGCUCGCAGGCGCGCAUGCCCUGCCGCUGUCGUCAAUAGCCGUUCCCCACGAGCUCCUUGAGCCAGAGCACGGCGCUUUGGUGCUGUGCGGCACAGCAGGGACGCCCGAAGCGUACGCUGUGGGCGCGUCGAAUGCGCCGUGCGUGCAUGCAUCUACGUAUGUAUGGUCGGAGCACGACACAGCUACACUGCGCAUUUCAUGGAGCCCGAUCGUGCGUGCAGCGGCGCAGUGCAUGCUUUUUCUCCACGUCCGUGUCGCUGCGGAGCUUGCGGUUGUCUUUCCGUCUGCACUCCAGGACCUUGUCGAGCUUGGCGCGCGAGUUUUGAUCGCACACUGGGAGCGUGGCCUGAUGCCGGGCGUCGCUGUGUUUAGCAUGUCACACGUCGCGACGCCGUACCUCGCACUGCUGCGCUACGAUGCGUGCGUCGCCGCACUGCCUAUUCUGCAAUCUGUCGCAUUCUUUCAUAUUCUGCGCCUUUGCAUCACUAGCUUUGCUCUCCUUUUCCACCCCGUCGACGAUGCGUUCUUGGAUGCGGAGCUCGGCGCGGGUCCGUAUGCAGCGGCAUAUACGCUGGCAUGCGAGCGCCUCGGCGAUACCUUGCGCCUGCUCUGCUUGCAUGGCACCGAGGAUAUGUAUGCGGAGAUGACGAGCAUUGUCGCUGAUGUGGGCAUGCUGCGCCCGUGCCUCAUUGCAAAUGUGCUGCGCGAAGACAGGGAUGUAGCGCGGCUGGGGCACAUAUUCCAGCGCUGCUGUCUUGCCCUGCUCUGCCUUGUCCUUUGCACGGGCGAUGGGCUGCGCGAAGAAGAGGCUGUGCGGCUCGCUGCAUUCCACGCGCCAUGGGCCUCCGCUGAAGACUGCGGUGCACUGCAGCAUGCACUGAACGGAAAAGGUCGUGCGCCGAAACGGCGGCGGAUUGAGGCGCCGCUCGAACAGGACGCCGUGCAGCACCACACCACGAUCCACUCGCCGCAGCGCGAUGACGCACUUGUACACGCGCUCGAAGCGUGCAUAAGCGAUCCACCCAGCCCUGCCGCAAGCCAAAUCCUGGCGCGCAUCGCGGUGCUCACCGACGAAGCGGCCCACGCGUCGGCCCACGCGUAUGCCCACGGCGAUAUACCCCUUUUCCUUUCUAUUCUCGCCCCCUGGAUUGUGCACAAAACACGCGCGGUGCGUCUUGCUGCCGGGCGCGCGCUGCACAUGCUGCUUUCUCGCUACGCCGCGCUCCCGCGCACGAUGCGCACGCUUGACUGGGCCGCGCAGCUGCACGCCAUUGUGGCUGUAGCUACACCGAGCGCACACAGUGACGUGCGUAUCCAAGAGACGUGCAUUCUUACCGUGGCGCGCCUCGGCCGCGUCCAGUGCGAUGAGGCGUUUGCGCCUGUGGCCGCUGCCCUCGUUCAUGCACUGUACCUCGCCCACAUCUACCUGCGCUCGCUCGCGUACACCGAGACGAUCCAGCUUGCGGCGCGGCGGCGAUGCACCACCUUUCAGCUUCUAAAUCAGCACCUCGGCCCCGUCAGCCGCAUUGCCGUGGACGCAAUGCACGCUGCGCCGCACGGAAUCGCCGAAGUAGCGCGCCUGCUCAACAUGAGCCAGCAGACAUUCCUGCAAACCACACUGAAGCACACACUUCCGCACCUUGUCCAGCGCAUCGUCGCGGGCCAAGAAGCGAUGCAGCCGCUGCGUGCGAUUGCAAACGCCGUCGGCCAAUCGAUCCCUGCCCUCUGCCUGAACCAAACCUCGGACAUUUUCAAGCACUUUUUCAUGCAGCCCGAGGCGGUGCGCGACGCAGCGCUGGAGACGCUGCUCAGCCUGCUUGGCUCGCGCAGCGUCACGAUCGCAAACUUGCUGCGGAGCCGCCUGCACGAGGUGCUUGGGUACCUUGUUGCACGACUCGGCGACGCAGCGUGCAAAGCGCAGGCACGCGCGGGUCUUGAGUACGCGCGCAGCGUCGUCACCGCGCCGCCCAGUCGCUGGAAAGACGCAGACCUCGCCGAGUUUCUGCGCGAUGAAGUGCUUGCGAUCCUCACGUGGAUCAACGAGGAGCUUGGUUCGGUGCACGGCAAGAUUUCCAUGGCGCAGCGCGUCGUGACUGCGCGCAGUGUUGGCGAGCUGGUAAAGCUGAUUGGUGCUGUUGCCGCGCGUGUCGCACCGCAGGUCAUGGCGUGCCUGCACAGCACGCUGACCGAGCCGGAGCUUGCGCUGCCGACGCUCGAGAGCUGGCUGGAUUUCUUCGAGGCACUGCGCUACCAAGACGUGGGGCCGUUUGUUGGCCAGACCGCCGCUGCUUUCCUCGCCAUCUGGCCGCGCCUCGCGGCAGACGAAAAAGAAAAGGCACAAGCGAUUUUGCGCUACACGAUUGUGGACAAUGGCGAAGCGCUGCACGCUUUUAUCGACGACGUGCCCAGCCUCGACGCCAUCGAGCACGACAUUCCCGAUAUUGCGCGCCAUUUGCGCUCCGCACGCCGCGUAUGGGUAGACGACGAUCAUUUGCGCCACAUUUUGGAACGCGUCGCGCACGACAACGCCGCGGUGUGCGUGCAGAGCUUGCGCGAGCUCUCCGUCUUUUUGCGCGAGCGCCGCGCGUGCAUCGAGACGUGGACCUCGGGCAACGUGUUUCAUCCCCUGAUUGGGCAAUGCGUGCAUGUAUUGCUUGCCGUAGCAGGCCGUACCGAGUCGCCCGCGCCGGACGUGCAAGCGCUGUGCCUCGAGUGUCUCGGCAUUCUUGGCGCCGUCGACCCCGACCGCUUUGAGCUGUCGACCGACGAGCCCUUUUUUGUGCUCCUCAGCAACUUUGAGGACGCGCACGAAACGGUGAGUUUUGCGACGCGCUUGCUCGUGGAUCUCGUUGUGCCGGCGUUCCGUGCGACGAGCGAUACAAAGCACCAAGCCGCGCUUGCGUACACAAUCCAAGAGCUGCUCAAGAUUUGUGGCUUCACGCCCGCCCUCCUCGACACCUCCGCCAAAGGCGUGCCUGAGCGUGUGAUGCAGCGCUGGGAAGCGCUUCCAGAAGCCAUGCUUCCCACACUCAUGCCGCUUCUCAACAGCAAGUAUGUCGUGCAGUGCACCGACCAGCGCCGCAGGCCCUCGCCCAUAUACCGCCACUCGAACAGCUUCCGCGACUGGAUCCAAGCGUGGGUCUUGCAGCUGAUUCUCGGCUUGCACGACCAGGGCGCCAUGGCUGUUUUUUCCAUCUUUCGCUCGGUCGUGCGCGACAAUGACGUAACCAUUGCGCACGAUCUGCUUCCACACCUCGUCCUGCACACGCUUAUUUCCGGCACGCUCGAGCAGCGGCGCGCGGUGCUCGACGAGAUCAACUGUGUCUUGACCGACCAAGUGCACCCAUCGGUGGGCUAUGCGCCCGAACGGCGCCGGCUCACCACACAGACCAUGUUUCAUGUGAUGGACCACGUCGGGCAUUGGAUGCGUCGUGUGCGGCUCAUGCAUUCGCGCAGCAGUCGGCGUGGCCACUGGAAAGAGGCGCUUGCCGACGUGCAGUCCGUCAUGGACAACAUCUCGCAGGAGCGCAUGGCCCAAGCGUCGCUGCAAUGCCACGCCUACACACGCAGUCUUUUGAAUUUUGAAUACAGGAUCCGCGAUCUUCGGCAGCUUCCGGAUACGACGCCGCAGCAGCAGCGCUACUUGGAGACUGUGCACGAGAUCUACGCCAACUUGGACGACCCCGAUGGCAUGGAAGGUAUCUCUACGUGCGUCUUUGCCCCAUCGCUGGAGCACCAAAUCCGCGAGCACGAAAGCACGGGGCGCUGGACCGAUGCGCAGAGCUGUUGGGAAGUCGAGCUGCAGCAGCGCCCCGACGACGCGCAUUUGCACUUGGGCCUUUUGCGCUGCCUCCGCAGUCUCGGCCACUACGAUACGCUCCGCACGCAUAUUCGCGGCCUCCUCAGUGUCCAUCCCGACUGGCAGCCGCAGUUUGCUUCUUUCCAAAUCGAAGGCGCAUGCAUUCUUGCCGAUUGGGAGGCGGUUCGCUCGCUUGUGCACCAGUCGCACCAGGUGCCAGAGCUCGCCAUGGCGCGCGCACUGCUCGCCAUGCGCGAAAACAGCCCUGCUGCUUUCUCGCUCGCAGUGCACGAUGCGCGGAUGCAGCUUGGGCAGCCACUGCUUGGCCCCGGCAGUGUUUCCUAUACGCACGGAUACGACGCCAUGACGCAGCUGCAAAUGCUGCACGAGCUCGAGAUGGUAUUCCAUGCAUCCCAGCACGAUGCCUCGCGCAUCGCGCUGGAAAAAUCCCUCGAAGCGCGCUUCUCUGCGACCCUCCCUUCCUUCCGCACGCGCGAACCUGUGCUAAGCCUACGGCGCUCUGCGCUGCAAGCCUGUGCGGCGAGCCGUGCACAGAUUGGCCAGGCGUGGGUACUCACCGCCAAGACGGCAAGGCGCGCAAAGCAUGCACAGACUGCGUACAGUGCCGUGCUGCAAGCUCUGCAAUGCGGCGCGCCGUACGCAUUUGUACAAAAAGCCAAGCUGCUCGCACAGAGCGACCAAGUGCAGGCCGCGCUGCAGGAACUUGGGCACUCGCUUGCUGCGCGCGACAAGCUCGUUGGCGAGGGCGGCACCGAUGCGAGCGCCGCAGACCGGCGCACGCUUGCCAAAGCGCACCUGCUCCGCGCACGGCUUGUGGAAGACACGGCGCGCUUCCAGCAAAACGACAUUAUCCAGCAGUACAAGACGUGCACCAGCUUGGACCCCGACUCGGAAAAAAUCUGGUACAACCUCGGCCACUUUUACGACUCGCCGAGCGGCGGCCCUGUGGGCAACCAGAUGCUCCUCCAGCUCAGCGUGUGCCGAUUUUACAUGAAAUCCGCACAGAACGGGACCAAAUACCUGUACCGCACGCUCCCACGCAUGCUCACCAUUUGGCUCGACGCGGGCAACGAGCUCGUGGAGCAGAGCGCGGAGCCUGCGCCGCGCACGGAAGAAGACGCGCGCCAGACGCAGCUGCAGUUCGACAAGAUCAACGACAUGAUGCGCAAAUCCGUGCGCCACUUGGCGCGCUACCAGUGGUUUGCCGUAUUUCCCCAGCUCGUCGCGCGCAUUGUGCACAAGAACGAGGCGGUUUGGCAGGUAUUGCUCGAGAUUAUUGUGGCCGUGCUCGUGUCCUAUCCCCAGCAGAGUAUGUGGGCGCUGAUUGCGGGCUCGCAUGCCAAGGACAAGCAACGGAAGCAGCGCUACGAGCGGAUUGUCGAGCGCGUUUCGGGCGUGCCCGAGCGUGCGUACAGGGACGUGCUUGGGAUUAUUCGCGCGUUUGAGCAGCUUUCCACGGAGCUGCUCAAUCUGUGUGAGUACCAUGUGGGAAAAGAGACGACGCUGAGCAUGCAGCGCCAAUUUGGCGCACUGUUGCCCACCGUGCAAAACACGCCGCUGAUUUUGCCGCUGCAGUCGUCGGUGAAUGUGACGCUGCCGCCGACCAAUACCGUGGAUCAGCACCACCAUCCUUUUCCCGCCGAUCCGCCCACCAUAGAAGGAUUCGACGAUACCAUCGAGAUCAUGCACUCGCUCCAAAAGCCACGUAAGAUUGUGGUGCAUGCGAGCAAUGGAAUGCGCUACCCUUUUCUGUGCAAGCCGCGCGACGAUCUGCGCAAAGAUGCACGGCUCAUUGAGUUUGACUCGAUGAUCAACAAGCUCUUGCAGAGCUCGUCGGAAUCGCGUAGGCGCCGGCUUUACAUCCGCACUUACGCUGUGCUCAUCCUCAACGAGGAGUGCGGCUUGAUCGAGUGGGUGCCGAAUACAGUGGCCUACCGCACCAUUCUUGCGAAGCACUAUGCAGUGCUGGAUACGCCGCUGUACACGGCGGAUCUAAAGGGCAUUAUGGACGAGGCGCGCAUGAACCCAAAGCACACGGCAAGCAUCUUUGAGGAGCGCAUCUUGACGCGCUAUCCGCCCGUGUUUCACGCUUGGUUCCUCGAAACGUUCCCCGAGCCAGGCGCAUGGUUCCGUGCGCGCUCCGCGUAUGCCCGCACCGCAGCGGUCAUGUCCAUCGUUGGAUUCGUCCUGGGCCUCGGCGACCGGCACGGGGACAAUAUUCUUUUUGACGCAGGCUCUGGCGACACCGUCCAUGUGGACCUAAACUGCCUGUUUGACAAAGGCUCCACGUUUGAGAUUCCCGAACGCGUGCCGUUUCGCCUCACGCAAAACAUGGUCGACGCACUCGGCGUCACGGGCGUCGAAGGCGCAUUUCGGCGCACGGCAGAAGUCACCAUGCACAUUCUGCGCGCAAAUAAAGAGUCGCUUAUGAGUGUGUUGCAGGCCAUGGUCCACGAUCCGCUUGGCGAAUGGCUCGUCACGGAGCGGCGCGCGCGGCACAAGCUCGGCGAGAAGCACAGUGCAUCGCUGGGCGCGCGCAAAGCACUUGCGUCCGUCUCGGACAAGCUCGACGGCAAGCUCCGGCGCCCAGGCAUUUCCGACGAAGUGCGGCACACAACCAAGAAUUUGGUGCACAUGCUGAUUUGCGACGCAACGAGCAACCAAAACCUGGGCCAAAUGUACAUUGGAUGGGCGCCGUACUUGUAG
Messenger RNA from Malassezia vespertilionis, 7086 nucleotides. RefSeq names its product non-specific serine/threonine protein kinase. Gene Ontology annotation, molecular function: protein serine/threonine kinase activity; protein binding. The transcript has a single exon. Gene Ontology annotation, cellular component: nucleus. Gene Ontology annotation, biological process: protein phosphorylation; DNA damage checkpoint signaling; telomere maintenance. NCBI's taxonomy places the organism in Eukaryota, Fungi, Basidiomycota, Malasseziomycetes, Malasseziales, Malasseziaceae. Bases 1 to 7086 code for a protein of 2361 amino acids. The record is from RefSeq and is a predicted model, not a curated record.